Plasmodium fragile is the source of this 840-nucleotide messenger RNA. RefSeq lists its product as uncharacterized. The record is from RefSeq and is a predicted model, not a curated record. The transcript has a single exon. The coding region runs from base 1 to 840 and encodes 279 amino acids. Lineage: Eukaryota; Apicomplexa; Aconoidasida; Haemosporida; Plasmodiidae.
AUGCAGAGUACCCUAUGGAAAGAUAUAACAGUGCUACUAGACGAAUUUGUGGAACAUUUGGACGACGAGAACCUAGACCAGUAUGCAGCUAAUUGUUUGAACGCGGGUUAUUGGAGUGAGAGCAAACAAGGCAUACUUAUGGCAAAGAAAGUCGCGGAUAGACUAAUGUGCACACUCAUGACAGGAGCAUUAUAUUUCAUGAAUGGGUGGGGUACGCAGUCCGGCGGUUCGCACACUACCGACCCUAAUAAUGCAGCGUUGAAGGAACAUAUAAGAUGCGCAAUAGUAAAUGUAUUUAUGUACAUAUUGCUGGCAUCUAAAUGCAGAAGUCAAAUGGGAAUAGAUUAUGCAUGGCACAUUGUGAAAGACAUGGAGCCAGGGCUAGGGAGUGGUUUAAUAAACAAAAAUAAAUGUGGGCAGGGAGUGUUUGAAGACAUAAAAAUCGGGGAAUUACAAAUGGAGAAAAUGAUUAAGAAAUGGUUAGAGAGCAAGGAGAGCUUGACUGACAGAUUUGCAAGUCCCGCAAUACAAAGCACAUGUAGCAAAAAACCAGAAGAACUUGACGGGGCCACGCCGCAUGCAAAUGCCACGGAUGACAACACAGAACUGACGCAACACGAGAAAGACGCUAUACGUGAGUUAGGCCGAGGAAUGAAGACCAUAGUUGAGGAGGUAAAGACGGGGGUAAUGCAAUGCGCGGAGGACAAUGGCGCAUGCAUGACGUCUAUCGAGGCUGUCACAGGUAGAAAUCGAGAGGGUGAUGACAGUGAGGGAAAGGCAACCAAAUCUGUAGCGAGCGAUAAACCAGCACCAAACGUAGCGGCAGGUACUGACCGAUGA